This is a messenger RNA of Hibiscus syriacus, 822 nucleotides long. RefSeq lists its product as uncharacterized. Lineage: Eukaryota; Viridiplantae; Streptophyta; Magnoliopsida; Malvales; Malvaceae. The record is from RefSeq and is a predicted model, not a curated record. The coding region runs from base 1 to 822 and encodes 273 amino acids. The transcript has 7 exons.
AUGGCGUCCGCCCCGGAACAACCAGAGAUAAGUUUGAGAGAGUGGAGUCUCAAAGCUCGAAUCCGCCAUGAAAACACUGUUUCAAGAAGAUAUUCAGGUUCAUAUAUCAGAAAUACAAGCUCACACCCAUCCAACUUCACCAUUUCCAGCACCACGUCGUCUCCAGCAUGUUCAUUCAAAGUUGGAAUCGACCCUUCAACAUAUUCAUUCACCGCGGCUCUUAAAGCAUUACAGGCGCGGUCACUGUAUAAUAGUUUGGAAUGCUCACCGGAGGUGUUUGCUUUAAACUCCAAGUGGAACGAAGCCGAGAAGUACAUUUGUAACCCUCUGUCGGGAGAGUUCCCGAUGGAAUGUUUAUCGGCAAAAACGCUGAGUGGAAGGUCAUUUCGAAAAUUGGCAAACAAAAUCACCGUUUCUGGUCCACUGGUUUACCCCUCAACAAUAGUCGAGGAAGACAUUGCUGGUUCCCCUAUUCCAGCUGAAAGCUUAAAUAGAGAUGAGGGAACUCCACCACCCCAUCCCACUUCUCCUAGCUCUGUUUCAACCCCUUCAAUCUUGGAGACAGCAUUAAAUCCAUCGGGAACUGAAACUGGAGAUUCACCAUUCUCUAACACGAAAUCAAAAUCUGAUGAACAGUCCAUCACUGCAAGUCUGCAAGCAGGCUGUUUUGUUGCAGAAAUAAUUGAGGCAUGUCCUUCCAAGGAUGAAGUGAAAGAAACAAAAGAGAAGAAAGAAGAAGCAAUCAUAGACAAAGAAGAUGAUAAGAUUCGGACGAGAGAAAAGGAUGAAGAAAGGAAGUGGAAUUGCUUAUCGUGGGAUUAA